Molecule: messenger RNA, 621 nt
Organism: Lobosporangium transversale
Lineage: Eukaryota; Fungi; Mortierellomycota; Mortierellomycetes; Mortierellales; Mortierellaceae
Exons: 2
Coding region: 1-621 (206 amino acids)
Source: RefSeq, a predicted model, not a curated record
AUGAUGGAGCUGUGGAACAAAUUCUCCGCGGAUAGCGAUGGUUCAAUCAGGAGGGUAUUGGCUGGACCGAUGGAUGUCGGCAAAUCCUACCUUGCAAUAUUCCUUGCAGCAAAAGCGUAUGCAGAAGGCUGGCCAACACUUUAUGUCGCGAAUGCCGCUGCACUAGCCAAGUCGGCUGUGGCUGAUAAGAAUGGCGCUCGAGUUGUCUUCGCAGGGACGGCGCAUGCCUCAUGUGAAAGAGUCUACAUCUCGUAUGACAUCGAGAAUUGGGUGGAGUUUGUUGGGCCUUUAUCGGACAAUAUCUUCGGCAGGAUUCUAUCUUUGAGUGCCUUGCCAUCGAGGGAUGCCGUAAUAAAGGAGGUGGAGAGAGUAACCAAUAAUGUCCCAAGAGAGGUCGUCAAACUAAUAGACUAUAUUGGUGAUGCCAGUGGACUUGAUGACGACACUAUCAGGAUCGGCAGAUUCGAAUCGGAGCGGUGUAACACAUUCAGAUUAUCAAUGGGCAAUAUCAAGGAGAGCGUGUUUUCAUUUCCCGCAUACCGCUUACAACGAUUGAUGACCGCUCUUCUCCAGUUAUGUUCUGCAGACGCCAAUUUUCAGUCAAGUCCGCCUUCGCCAUAA